AUGGCUCCCAACGAGACCUUCGAGUUCCAGGCUGAGAUCUCUCAGCUACUCUCCCUGAUCAUCAACACCGUCUACUCCAACAAAGAGAUCUUCCUGAGAGAACUCAUCUCCAACUGCUCAGAUGCACUCGAUAAGAUUAGAUACGAGGCUCUCUCAGACCCAAGCAAACUGGACUCGGGUAAAGACCUCAGAAUCGACAUCAUCCCAGACAAAGAGAGCAAGACCUUGACCAUCCGGGAUACUGGUAUUGGUAUGACCAAGGCUGAUCUCGUCAACAACCUCGGUACCAUUGCCCGAUCUGGCACCAAGCAGUUCAUGGAAGCCUUGACUGCCGGUGCUGACAUUUCCAUGAUCGGUCAAUUCGGUGUUGGUUUCUACUCUGCAUACCUCGUCGCCGACAAGGUCACUGUGAUCUCAAAGCACAACGAUGACGAACAGUACAUUUGGGAGUCCAGCGCCGGUGGUACCUUCACCAUCACCCAGGACACCGAGGGCGAGCCUCUCGGCCGUGGUACCAAGAUGAUCCUCCACCUCAAGGACGAACAGACCGACUAUCUGAACGAGUCCAAGAUCAAGGAAGUUGUCAAGAAGCACUCUGAGUUUAUCUCAUACCCUAUCUACCUGCACGUUCUCAAGGAGACCGAGAAGGAGGUCCCAGACGAGGACGCCGAGGAAGUCAAGGAGGAGGAUGAGGAGAAGAAGCCCAAGAUCGAGGAAGUGGAUGACGACGAAGAGGAGAAGAAACCAAAGACAAAGAAGAUCAAGGAGACCAAGAUCGAAGAGGAAGAGCUCAACAAGACGAAGCCAAUCUGGACCCGCAACCCCUCCGACAUCACUCAAGAGGAGUACGCUUCCUUCUACAAGUCCCUCUCCAAUGACUGGGAGGAUCACUUGGCCGUCAAGCACUUCUCCGUUGAAGGUCAGCUUGAAUUCCGCGCCAUCCUCUUCGUUCCCAAGCGUGCUCCUUUCGAUCUCUUCGAGACGAAGAAGACCAAGAACAACAUCAAGCUUUACGUUCGACGUGUCUUCAUCACUGAUGAUGCUACCGACUUGAUCCCUGAGUGGCUCGGCUUCAUCAAAGGUGUCGUCGACUCUGAGGAUCUUCCUCUGAACUUGUCUCGUGAGACUCUCCAGCAGAAUAAGAUCAUGAAGGUCAUCAAGAAGAACAUUGUCAAGAAGUGCCUCGAACUCUUCAAUGAGAUUGCCGAGGACCGCGAACAGUUUGACAAGUUCUACUCUGCCUUCAGCAAGAACAUCAAGCUCGGUAUCCACGAGGACUCCCAGAACCGCCAGUCCCUGGCCAAGCUCCUCCGCUUCCACUCCACCAAGUCUGGCGAGGAUACCACCUCCCUGACCGACUACAUCACUCGUAUGCAGGAGCACCAGAAGCAAAUCUACUACAUCACUGGCGAGUCCAUCAAGGCUGUCUCCAAGUCUCCAUUCCUCGACACUCUCAAGGAGAAGAACUUCGAAGUCUUGUUCUUGGUUGACCCUAUCGAUGAGUACGCCAUGACCCAGCUCAAGGAGUUUGACGGCAAGAAGCUCGUCGACAUCACCAAGGACUUCGAGCUCGAGGAGACCGAGGAGGAGAAGAAGGAGCGUGAGAAGGAAGAGAAGGAGUACGAAGGCCUCGCCAAGAGCUUGAAGAACAUUCUCGGUGACAAGGUCGAAAAGGUCGUCGUCUCACACAAGCUCAUCGGCUCUCCUUGCGCCAUCCGCACCGGCCAGUUCGGUUGGUCUGCCAACAUGGAACGUAUCAUGAAGGCUCAAGCUCUCCGUGAUACCUCAAUGUCCUCGUACAUGUCUUCCAAGAAGACGUUCGAAAUCUCUCCCAAGUCACCCAUCAUCCGUGAGCUCAAGAAGAAGGUUGAGGCCGACGGUGAGAACGACCGCACUGUCAAGUCCAUCACUCAACUCCUGUUCGAGACCUCUCUCCUCGUCUCCGGAUUCACCAUUGACGAGCCGGCCUCGUUCGCCGAGCGUAUCCACAAGCUCGUGUCUCUCGGCUUGAACGUCGACGAAGAGGCCGAGACAUCCGAAGAGAAGGCCGCUGAGGAGGCUCCUGCUGGCGAAGCCACCGGCGAGAGCGCCAUGGAAGAGGUUGACUAA
Molecule: messenger RNA, 2109 nt
Organism: Exophiala spinifera
Lineage: Eukaryota; Fungi; Ascomycota; Eurotiomycetes; Chaetothyriales; Herpotrichiellaceae
Product: hsp90-like protein
Exons: 1
Coding region: 1-2109 (702 amino acids)
Biological process (GO): protein stabilization; cellular response to heat; protein folding
Cellular component (GO): protein-containing complex; plasma membrane; perinuclear region of cytoplasm
Molecular function (GO): ATP-dependent protein folding chaperone; ATP binding; ATP hydrolysis activity
Source: RefSeq, a predicted model, not a curated record